Messenger RNA from Sinocyclocheilus anshuiensis, 2875 nucleotides. It is a transcript of the gene npm1b, whose product is annotated as nucleophosmin 1b. Gene Ontology annotation, cellular component: ribonucleoprotein complex; nucleolus; centrosome. NCBI's taxonomy places the organism in Eukaryota, Metazoa, Chordata, Actinopteri, Cypriniformes, Cyprinidae. The coding region runs from base 37 to 939 and encodes 300 amino acids. The record is from RefSeq and is a predicted model, not a curated record. Gene Ontology annotation, molecular function: RNA binding; chromatin binding; histone binding. The transcript has 11 exons. Gene Ontology annotation, biological process: ribosomal small subunit export from nucleus; chromatin remodeling; regulation of centrosome duplication.
GGAACUACGAUUAACAGGACCGUCUGUGGCGCAAAAAUGGAGGAUAACAUUAAAGAUCUCAGCCGACCUCAGAUGUAUUUAUUUGGUUGCUCGUUGAAAGCUGAUAAGAAGGAGCACAAAGUUGAGUUGGAUGAUGAUGAGGCUGAACAUCAGCUGUCACUCAAGGCGGUGUGUUUGGGUGCUGAGGCGGAGGAUAAAUUCCACACCGUGGAGAUGGAGGGAUUGACUUACAGUGGUAAAACGACCAAAAUCACUCUCGCUGUACUGAAGCCGUCCGUUCUGCCUUCUCUAAGUCUGGGAGGUUUUGAGGUCACGCCUCCUGUGUCCUUUCGCCUGCAGUCCGGAGGGGGGCCGGUCUACAUCAGCGGUCAGCAUUUCGUCAGUGUGAAGGAAUCAGAUGAUGAGGAUGAGGAAGAGGAAGAGGAGGAGAAUAAUACAUCACCAGUGAAGAGACCGUCUAGCAUGACCCAUGCAAAAGUGCCUCAGAAAAAGUUGAAAAUGGACUCAGAUGAAGACUCAGAUGAGGAUAGUGAUGAAGAUGAUGACGAUGAUGAUGAUGAUGAUAACGAUGACGACGACAAAGAGGUAAAGGCUGUUGAAAAGGGCCCCAUCAAAACCCCUCAAAAAACCCCAGAGAAGAAGAAGAGUGCAGAUAAGCGGAACGGCUCUCCAGACAAGAAAGCUGGGACAUCAGGGAAGCCCCAAACACAGACACCACUGAAAGUAAAAGACAAGUCUGCAGCAGGGCCUUCUGGGAAGUCUCCCAGCACUCCCAACCUGAGUGAGGUCAAAAGCAAACUUUCAUCAGCAGCUAAAGAGGGGAAGCCACUUCCAAAGACGGAACAGAAGUUUGAGAACUACGCUAGAAGCUCUUUCAAGAUCUCUGAUAAACAAGUGAUCAAAGACCUUUGGAACUUUUUACAAACACUAAAAAAGUAAUGGCUGCUCUGCGCUCCCCUUCCUGUCCCGCUGCAGCAGAAGUCUGGGCUGAGCCAGUAACGGCACUUCAGCUGUGCGAUCUGGCCUCUUCCUGUCUUAACGCGAUCCGCCUGCUCUUCUCUCACUUUAAAGAUGGAUAGAGCAGAAGGAGCAAUGGCAGAGAUAUCAUGCUUCAUGUUUUAUAUAUGUUUUUUUUUUUAAUUAUGGAUUUUUUUGUCAAGUCCACAAUGGUUUCUUAGAAGAACAUUUAAUGAGAUGUUGUGCUAAGGCAGUUAUAAUUUAAAAAGCGAACUAAGGGUGAAUCUCUCUAAAUCUUAUCAAGAACUUGCGCAGGUCAUAUUUAAUCUCAAAAUUCUAAAGAAAGUAUAUUUUGCAUUAAGUAAAUUAAGCCUGUUUUGGACUGAACAAAUGUUUUUCAUUAUGAUUUUUUAAAAGACUUAAACCCAUUUCCCCCAAUUAUCAUAAUGCACAAAAAAAAGUAAUGUGGGGGGAAUGUAAAGUAUUUAUACAUCAUGGAUUGAUUUGUGUUAUAGAGAUUACAAUUUAUGGUGAUUAAAACAUAUGGUAAUCAUGGUAAUGAAAAAAUAUACAGUAUAAAAUAAGUUUAAUUGUAUUAAUCAUCAUUAAAAAUAAUGUGGGAAAAAAAGUGAUAUUAAAGCAAUAAUGUUAAAGGUCAUUAAAAUAGGCUUUGUUUUUUUAAUGCAAAAUAUAAUUUCCUUUAUUUUCUUUAGCUUUUUGGGUAAAAUUUGUUCCUGGGUGUUUUUGUGAGCAUUACUCUUAAAUAGAAAACCAAUGGUGCUGGUUUAUUAUAAUUUUAUUUAAUUUUUUUUGUGAGGCCAUUUAAAAAAAGAAAAAGAAAAGAAACAACAACACUUGAACGUUAUCUUGAGCGAAAUAGUUUUUUCACUACCAGCCCAAGACCAAUUUGCUUCUUCUUGUCUAUAUUUGAAACCAUAAUCACUGUAAAUCGUCCCCUUAAUUUCUUCAUAUGAAGAUGGCAGCUGAAGUGUAAUAAUGUUAAAGAUUCAGUCACAUUCUGAGUGUUCCAUCUGAUUGAAGAUUCCGUCUAGUUCACAGUAUUCUGUGCAGCCCUCACGAUUCUGCCUUGCAGCAAUUCCAAAGGCCUUCACCGUUUAAACUUUACAAUUAUCUUAAGUGCUAUAGACUCUCCCAUAAAAAUCCUCUUGAGAAGCACGGCCAGAAUAUUAUACCUUGUUAAAAAGAUGAAUGUUAGUCCAUGGUUUAGGUAAUUAAAUAUGAUUAAAAAAAAAGACGUUUCGUUGAUUUGAAACUUUAAAAUAAUGCUUUCGCUAUUUUAUGUUUUUGUCAUAUCAGUUGUUUUUAUUUUACUUUCACUUAGCCAUUUUAAUUUGUUAGCACUAAUAAAUAAAACCCUUAAAUAUAUGUAGGUGUUUUUUGAAAGCAGAAGAAUCAGUCCUGUUUUAAUUAGUUUUGUUCUGUGAAAUUGGUGAUUCCCCCCCCCCCCACAAAGUAUAUGCUGCAAACAAGCAGUGCAUUUCAACAAAACUAUAUUGUUCCAUUAUGAUCAACAAAAUGUUGAUGUCGAUUUCAUUGGGAGCAAUUUAAUUUUGUUGCAUCAUUCUGCUCGCUUGCAGUGUUAGAUUGGUUUCCUUUCUUGGAUGGAAAUGGAAGUAAUCCAGCUUUAGUUCAUUUACAAAUAACAGGUGUGAAUUGAUUGAUUUAAUGCUUUAAUUGAGUAUUACACCUACAUGACCUCUGAAUGUUGAAUCAAAAGCAGCUCUGAUGAAGUAAAUGUUAAAUGAUGCUCGAAAUUAUUGUAACACUCGCCAACAAAGACCAUACAGAGCACAAAUUCACCGUUUUGUUUGACCUCAACAAUCAUUUCUCCUGCACCUGAAAGUCUCCAACCUGUUUGCCCACCUGAGGUGUUCACCUGAUUUGCUUGUUUCAAGAA